Molecule: messenger RNA, 357 nt
Organism: Coprinopsis cinerea okayama7#130
Lineage: Eukaryota; Fungi; Basidiomycota; Agaricomycetes; Agaricales; Psathyrellaceae
Exons: 4
Coding region: 1-357 (118 amino acids)
Source: RefSeq, a predicted model, not a curated record
AUGUCCGCCCCAGGCAAGGCCGCGCAACAGGAUGGACCUUUUUGCCUCCCGCCAAACCGCAUCGACAAACCGCACGGGCAACUCGUCGACUUUCUGGUGAUGCUGGUGGCCAGGCGACGUCGAGUCAAUUGGGGGGAUGGGUUCUACAAUUCCUCCGACCUGGAACAGGACCUCAAGGGUCUUUUCCGUGAUGCCCCAGUGGGUCGAAGCAAUACCCUUGUCUUGUCCAGGAGCUACCAAAGCGCGCUCCUCAGAUCAGAUGCUGUUCACAGCGAGGGCAGUGAGGCCAACACACGCAGUUGCCUCCUGGGGGAUCCUUCGAAGAGGUUCAAAUGCACCCCAGAACAUAGGAGGUGA